This is a messenger RNA of Cyphellophora europaea CBS 101466, 906 nucleotides long. RefSeq lists its product as uncharacterized. Lineage: Eukaryota; Fungi; Ascomycota; Eurotiomycetes; Chaetothyriales; Cyphellophoraceae. The record is from RefSeq and is a predicted model, not a curated record. The transcript is spliced from 2 exons. Gene Ontology annotation, molecular function: oxidoreductase activity. Bases 1 to 906 code for a protein of 301 amino acids.
AUGGCUACAUCACAUUUCUCCAAUGACGACUUAAAGUCCGAGAAUCUUUUUGAUGUCUCCUACGUCAAGGCUGUCAUCACUGGCGGUGGGAGUGGGCUUGGCGUUAUGAUGGCCCAGGUCCUGCAGACACAUGGUGCCACCGUCUACAUUGUUGGACGGCGCGAGGAGGCACUGGAUAAUGUCGUCAAGCAAUACAGCAAAGGGCCAGGCAAAAUCAUUGCCCUUGAAGGAGAUGUGACCAAAAAGGAUGAGUGCACACGGUUGGCUGACGAGGUCGCGAAGCACGAACCCAACGGUAUCACGGCACUCAUCAACAAUGCUGGAGUCGCACGCGACAAAAACACCGGAUUUACCAAGAAUGGUCAGCCUGAGAUGACUGAUCCCGAGGCUAUCUCGAAGCAUUUGCUUCGCUCCGAGCCCGAGCACUGGGCCGAGACGUUCGAGACCAACGUGACGGGAGUGUUCUUCAUGUCAGCUGCAUUCAUCCCUCUUCUCGCUAAGGGCACUUCGAACAGCAAGUUCACUAUGAUGAGUUCGAUCGUAAAUAUCUCAUCAAUCAGUGGUCUCAUGAAGGGUUCCAGCAAUGGCCAGUUCUCCUAUGCCGCAAGCAAGGCUGCGGCCAUCCAUCUGACCCGGUCCCUAGCUACAACGCUCAAGGAUGCUGGCAUUCGCGUGAAUCAGAUUGCCCCCGGAAUUUUCCCCAGUGAGAUGACGACGGGAGAGUCAGACGACAAGCAGAAAAGUGAGCUGAGCAGUAAAAUGGGAAACCCGGCAGGCCGUGGAGGAGCUGAUUCGGACAUGGCUUCUUCGAUCUUGUUCUUGGUGUCGCCUGCAGCCUUGUUCUACAACAAUCAAAUUCUGCAUCCGGAUGGUGGACAGAUGUUGAUCGCUCCUGCAGCGAUCUGA